Phyllotreta striolata is the source of this 816-nucleotide messenger RNA. The record is from the annotation of a GenBank genome assembly. Lineage: Eukaryota; Metazoa; Arthropoda; Insecta; Coleoptera; Chrysomelidae.
AUGUCUUGUAGCGUUACCGAGAGGGUUCCGGACAAUAGAGCGGCAGUUGUGGGUCCCCAAGGCACCGUAGGUCCUGUGGGGACGAACACCGUGGGAGGGUCAGGAUGUAGGCUAAGAGGCACGGCGACUUCGCCGAAUUCCAGAGGCAGUCUACCAACAUCGCAGAAUGGCCCUCAGUCGAGCAGUCAAGGUUCAUCCCUCAGACCGAAGCCGUGCUGUUUGUUGUGGUGCUGCUGUUGCAAAUGCCCAUGUUCUACACCGGGCAAUAAAUCGAAUGAAGACAACGGACCAGCGAGAAAUUCGAACAAUUCCGACACCGCGGCCAAUUGCGAAAUGGAACCACCUCCAUCUCUGGAAGAAAUACGCAGCUGGGGCAGAUCUUUCGAUAAACUAAUGAGAAGUGCUGCCGGUCGGAAUUACUUUAGAGAUUUCCUAAGAGGAGAAUACUCCGAAGAAAACAUACUGUUUUGGUUGGCUUGCGAAGAACUCAAACGCGAAACAAAUCCGGAAACCAUCGAAGAAAGAGCAAGAAUUAUAUACGAAGAUUACAUUUCCAUACUUUCUCCAAAGGAGGUAUCGUUGGACGCUCGAGUACGCGAAAUCGUGAACCGCAACAUGGUGGAACCCACUCCGCACAUGUUCGAAGAGGCACAGAUUCAAAUAUACACUCUCAUGCACAGGGAUAGCUAUCCACGUUUCAUCAACUCACCGUUAUACCGUACGUUGUCUCAACAACAGAGUGGUGCUUCGGGUCCCCAAUCUGGUGUGACAACGGCCAUGGUCACGACGGUCUCUUCUGGGGACCAAGACGGUUAA